AUGGGGAGAAGGAAGAGUUCAUCAUCCCAGUUCGGCGAGCUCAGCUCUGAAGAAAAAUUUACGACAUUGUUUUAUGGGUUCAGGAGCCAGUUGGCGGCAUACAUCAAAGAUGCUCGCAUCCAUUGGGCUUCUUUCUCAUUGGUUGUUGACGGGAGAGGUACAGAGGAAUGGAGAGGAGGUGGAAGAGGGAGGGGGUCUCGUAUUACUCUGACCGAUCAUCACGACGACGAGGACGACAACGACAACGGCGAAGGAGACAAGGAGGCGGAGGACGAAUGUAUUGGCAGGGCUGCCUGCAGGGUUGCAGCCAGCCCUGCAUGCUGCAGUCCGCCCUGCUCUACCAUCCCGACAGAGGCAGUAUAG
Brugia malayi is the source of this 363-nucleotide messenger RNA. RefSeq lists its product as uncharacterized. Bases 1 to 363 code for a protein of 120 amino acids. The transcript has 2 exons. The record is from RefSeq and is a predicted model, not a curated record. Lineage: Eukaryota; Metazoa; Nematoda; Chromadorea; Rhabditida; Onchocercidae.